AUGUCGAAGCGACCUCAUGGUGAGUCUCAAGAAGAAAGAUGGAUGAGAAAACUAAAAAUGUAUGAACAAAAACUUGAAGCAAAGCGUAAGCGACGCGUUGAAGAAUCAGAAAAUGUACCUCCAAAUCAACAAGAUGUACAAAACGAAGAACAUACCGAGCAGAAUGAGGCUAUAUUAUAUGAUGGACAACAGACAACAAAUGAAACUGAGGAUAUAAUAGAUGUCGCCAACACAGAAGAACAUCAAGCGCGCGAUGUUGAAUACGACGAUUAUUCGUACGAGCAUGUCGUAUUUGAUGAUGCUAGUGAGAUUACUGAUACCACAGCAUUCAACAGCCCGUGUUACACAAGUGGCGAUGGCAAGGAGAUGAAGGACAAUGUUGCAGAAGGUGACUUUGACCCUAGUCUAUUACAAGAACUGGGAAUUGUAGAAGUGGAUCCCGUUGAAUUUGGUGAUGACUUGCAGACCGAUGUAGCAGCAAGAUUUCAAAAAAUUUUGUUGGAAGGGCUUAAAAAAGAAAAGAAAGAAGAACUUUUGAAAAAGUACCCGUUUCCUAAAAACGUUCCCCUAGCAAAAAGCCCAUCUCUAAACCCGGAAAUUGGAGCCAUGUUGGCUGAGGCAUGCAAGCUGAGAGAUAAAAGACUGCUCGCAAAGCAGGACCAGCUUGGCAAAGCGCUUUCAGCGCUAGGCAAGGCACUAACUGGCCUAUUGAAACGAACUCCAGAUAUCCCAAAUAUUAUUCGCACACUCAAUGAUGCGGGCAUUAUGUUAGCUGAUUCUCAUUAUGCUGAAACUGAUACCCGCCGCUCAGUUAUUAUGCCGCUAAUAGAUAAAUCCUUUGCGGAGCCUUUCAAAGACAGAAAAAGAGACACCUUUCUUUUUGGAGAAAAAUUGGGUGAGUUGGUGAAGGACUCUCGUGGCAUAAAAAAGACAGGACAGUUAAUUCAACCACCGUCUACAGCUUCAAAUUUAAAUGGAAGAGGUCCAUCGAUGUCCCGAGGAACGCGAUAUCAGCGGGGAGGCCACACGUAUCAACACCGAUCCGGUGGACCGAGAACAGCAAUGUCGGCCCCAGCAUACCAGUACCAAUACCAAGGUCGCAGACGAGCAGCUCCGCCGCCGCUGCCACCUCCAAGUCGCCGUCAGCCUCCACCUCCACCUUCAACACGCCGACCACCUCCUCCUGCGCAGCGCUCCUCAACCAGUCGACGGACCUAACUACGCAAUGUCAGAUCAACACACCCGCUACACCGUCAUCUUUCCCUGGUAGCGUGUGUGUUAUCCGGGAAGGGUUCCGUAGACAAUGUGUACCUGAAACGGCAUUAGAGGUCAUGCUUAAUUCAAUUUCAGAGAAGACUAGAAUUCAGUAUACGACGAGCCUUAAGUUGUGGUGGGAAUUCUGUUCUCAGAGUAAUGUAGAUUUUUAUGAUUUCAAAAUAUCAUCUCUAUUAGAAUUUCUUACGAAUUGUUUUCAAAGGGGGUCGUCGUAUGGCACGCUAAACAAUCAUCGGUCGGCUAUUUCUUUAAUAUCUUCAAAUAAGAUAAGUGAUGAUUUAAGUUUAAAACGUUUUUUCAAAGGGAUCUUUCGGUUAAAACCAUCAUUUCCACGGUAUGCUUGUACAUGGGAUGUUAACGUGGUUCUGAAUUACUUAGAAAACAUGGAUAACGAUGCAAUUAAUUUAGAGCAAUUGUCUAAAAAGUUAGUCAUGUUGCUAGCUCUCGCAACGGGGCAGAGAAUGCAAACGUUAUCCUUUAUAAAAAUGUCAAAUAUAAAAGUCUUUGAAGAUCGAAUCGUUAUUACUAUUACUAACUUAAUUAAAACCUCAUCAAUUGGCAGAGCUCAGCCAAUUUUAAAUUUACCUUUUUUCCACUCUCGACCUGGUAUUUGCCCAGCUUCGACUUUACAAAAGUACGCCUUAGUAACAUCAUCUUUACGAUCAAAUACCGAGGAGCACCUUAUUCUAACCUAUAAGAAACCACACAGGUCAGCUUCAUCGCAAAGUCUAGGGCGUUGGAUAAAGCAGACCCUCACAGAGAGUGGUAUCGACACUUCCAUUUUUACCGCUCACAGCACGAGGCACGCAUCAACCUCGGCUGCCUCGCGCGCUGGUCUAAGUGUCGAUGUCAUUCGAAAGUCAGCUGGUUGGACUGAGCGAUCAUCUGUCUUUGCGAAUUUUUAUAAUAGGCCUAUAAUUAAUUCAGAA
Molecule: messenger RNA, 2204 nt
Organism: Cydia splendana
Lineage: Eukaryota; Metazoa; Arthropoda; Insecta; Lepidoptera; Tortricidae
Product: protein piccolo-like
Exons: 3
Coding region: 1-1218 (405 amino acids)
Source: RefSeq, a predicted model, not a curated record